UUUACCCAUGGAUCCUUCCAAAACCAACUGCGCCAAAACACCACAUGUUAGCUUCUACACCAAUCCAGCCUCAUGGCAGCCAACUCCAUCUCCCCUUCUGCAUCUCCCUCCUCUUCCCAAGACAUACCCAUCUUCUUCCAUCACACUAAAACCGUCGUCCAUCAUCUCAAAUCCAGCAGAAGCAUCAAAGAAAUCAAGCAAAUCCACUGCCAAAUCACUAAAAUAGACCUCCUCCCCUUCCCCUCCUCCAACCUCAUCUCCGCCUACUGCAACGCAGCCACAGCCCAAAGUCUAGACUACGCUCUCAAAACCUUCUUCCUCUUCAACGAAGAACAUGAAUCCAACCUCUUCCUCUGGAACUCACUAAUCAGAGGAUUCUCUUCUGCUGGUUAUGUCUGCCAAGCCAUUCAGCUUUUCAUUCAGAUGGUUGAUGGAGGGAUCAUGCCUGACCGCUUCACCUUCCCUCCUCUCCUAUCUGGGCUCACAAAGGCUUUAGCUUUUCGAGGAGGAGGAUCGCUUCAUGGGCUCCUGUUGAAGCUCGGAAGCCAUGGAGGAGUGCAAGAUGACAUUUUUAUACAGAACUCAUUGAUACAUUUCUAUGCAGAGCAGGGUCGGCUUGAAUGCGCACACAAGGUGUUUGAUUCUAUGCAUGAAAGAAAUGUGGUUUCAUGGACGAGCCUUAUUGAUGGGUAUGCUCGUGGAGAUGAUCCAAGGAAGGCCGUGGAUUUAUUUUGGGAUAUGGUUGCCGAAGGUAGAAUUGCUCCCAAUUCGGUUUCUGCGGCUUGUGCCAUCUCUUCUUGUGCAAGGUUGCAGGAUUUAGAGAGUGGAAAGAGGGUUUUAGCCUAUGCAGCUGAGUCAGGAAUGGAGUUUAGUAUUAUUCUGGUGAACACUGUUGUUGAUAUGUACAUGAAAUGUGGAGCUGUGGAAUUAGCAGAGAGGAUAUUUCAUGAGUGUGCUGAUAAAAACAUUGUUCUUUGGAACACGAUGCUGUCAAAUUACUCUCAUGGUGGAAUGGCGCAGAAAGCUGUGGCAUUAUUUAAUGAAAUGUUGAUCUCAGGAAUGAAACCAGACCGGGUAACAGUUGUUACAGCCAUUUCAGGAUCAGCACAGCUUGUUGGGGAAGGUAUGGCUGGGAGAAGAUUUCAUGGUUAUGUAUUGAGGAAUGGCUUAGAUGUGUGGCCUGAUGUUAGCAAUUCAAUUAUUGAUCUAUAUAUGAAGUGUCGGGAACUAGAUUCAGCUUUCCGAGUGUUCGACCGAGUGAAACAGAAGACUGUGGAGUCCUGGAACAGAGUCAUUCAUGGAUGUAUCAGAAAUAGUGAUUGGACUUCUGCUUGGAAGUAUUUUGAGGAGAUGCCAGGAAGAGAUCAGGUGUCUUGGAACACAAUGAUUGCUGCACUGGUGCAGGAAAGCCAGUUUGAAGAAGCCAUCUCACUUUUCAGGGAGAUGCAGAGUUCAGGAAUGAGGCCUGACAGAGUGACAAUGGUGAGUGUUGCUUCAGCUUGUGGUUAUUUAGGGUCUCUUGAUCUUGCUAAAUGGACCUGCGCCUAUAUCAUCAAAAAGAUUAAAGUUUCCAUUGACGUCAAGCUAAACACUGCAUUGGUUGAUAUGUUUGCUAGGUGUGGUGAUUCCAAAAGCUCUAUGAAAGUAUUUGACAGAAUCCUGAACAAAGAUGUUUCGGCAUGGACAGCAGCAAUAGGAGCAAUGGCGGUUGAGGGAAAUGGGAGAAAGGCGAUAGAGCUUUUCUCCGAGAUGAUUAAAGAUGGAGUUGAGCCGGAUAGUGUGGUCUUUGUUCAAGCGCUGACAGCAUGCAGCCAUGGGGGCUUGGUUGAAGAGGGCUACAUGUUCUUCCAGAGCAUGAGGAAGGAUUACGGAUUUACACCACAUAUCGUUCAUUAUGGCUGUAUGGUUGAUCUUUUGGGGAGAUCUGGACUAAUAGAUGAAGCUAGAGAACUCAUUGAGAGCAUGCCUAUGGAGCCCAAUGAUGUGGUCUGGGGAGCAUUAUUGGCUGCUAGUUGUGUUCACCAUGAUUUUGAACAGGCGGAGUAUGCAGCCAAGAAAGUUCUGGAAUUGGCGCCAGAUAGAAGUGGAAUCCACGUGCUGCUCUCAAAUUUAUAUGCUUCAGUAGGGAGAUGGAAGGAGGUUGCAGCAGCAAGGUUGUCACUUAAAGAUAAAGGAAUAGGGAAAAUACCUGGUUCAUGUGUAAUUGAAAUUGAAGGAAUGAUCCAUGAGUUCACCUCUUCUGAUGAGUCACAUCCUCAGAUGGAGCUGAUCUCUGAGAUGCUACAAGAGAUAAGCCAUAAACUUUCGCUAGCUGGUUAUGCUCCUCAUUUGGAUAAGGUUUUGCUGGAUGUUGUUAAUGAGGAGGGAAAGGAGUACCUUUUGAGCCGGCAUAGCGAAAAAAUGGCAGUUGCAUUUGGUCUCAUUAGCACGGGCAGAAAAAUCCCAAUCCGUGUCAUUAAGAACCUUCGAAUUUGCUCUGAUUGUCAUGCAUUCAUGAAGCUAGUGUCGGCAACUUAUUGCCGAGAAAUCACAGUCAGAGAUAAUAAUCGGUUCCAUCAUUUUGUGAAGGGGAAAUGUUCUUGCAGGGAUUUCUGGUGACCGAAUUGAUUUUGACAGUGCUUAUUAGAAGUACAGACAAUAUUCUGCAAUGGUUUAUAAGACAACAGUCAUGCAUGAAGUGGAAAUGAAUUUUGAACUCCAACAGGGGGAAAGCUGAAGAAGCCUGUGGCUCGGAAUGGCUUGUCCCUAAUAAAUUUGCAGAGUACAAUGGUUUACUCAACAACACUGAUCUCUUUAAUAAGCCUAGAUGUUUUGAUCCUACUUUUGCUGAGGUUCAAAGCCAUUGAAU
Molecule: messenger RNA, 2848 nt
Organism: Phalaenopsis equestris
Lineage: Eukaryota; Viridiplantae; Streptophyta; Magnoliopsida; Asparagales; Orchidaceae
Product: pentatricopeptide repeat-containing protein At3g22690
Exons: 1
Coding region: 73-2598 (841 amino acids)
Biological process (GO): RNA modification
Molecular function (GO): zinc ion binding; RNA binding; protein binding
Source: RefSeq, a predicted model, not a curated record